Molecule: messenger RNA, 312 nt
Organism: Protopolystoma xenopodis
Lineage: Eukaryota; Metazoa; Platyhelminthes; Monogenea; Polystomatidea; Polystomatidae
Source: the annotation of a GenBank genome assembly
AUGAAAUAUGGUUGUAUUCCUGUCGUCAUAGAUAAUAAUUUUGUGCUGCCAUUUUCUGAAGUUCUUGAUUGGACGAGGUGCUCUCUAAAAGUACGUGAAAAUCAGAUAGACCGCUUGUCCGGACUCCUUGAAUCUUUUUCUCAAAAUGAGAUAAAAUUACUACAAACUCAAGUUGCUUUUGUCUUUGGGCGGUAUAUGUCGAGCUUGCAACGGAUUGUUGAUACAACUCUUGACAUUAUUCAGGACCGAGUUUUCCCUUCUUCCUCAAAACCCUAUUCAUAUUGGAACAAUGUAAACGAAGGCGUAAGUUGA